CUUCCGGGCCAAGUUGCGUUUCGGAGCGGAAGUCGCGAUGUUGGAAGCCGGUAGUUGUUUUGUUAUUUUGUUUUUUGCCACCGUGUACUCAUUUGACAUGUACACUCGCGGCCACGGCCCAUCGUUGGUGUCACACCCGCAUAAAAAGCGGAGGGCAACCCGAAAACCCAACGCACGCUGAGGGAGACCAACCAUGGGCGUCUUCAUUUCGCGACUUUUUGCCAUGUUCACUGCCAAAACUCCGGCCAGGAUUCUAAUGCUGGGUCUGGACGCCGCCGGUAAAACGACGUUGCUGUACCGGAUGAAGCUUGCCGAGGUGGUCACCACCAUCCCCACCGUGGGAUUUAACGUGGAAACGGUUGAAUAUAAAAAUAUCUCCUUCACUGUUUGGGACGUCGGCGGGCAAACUGUCAUCAGACCGCUGUGGAGACACUACUACUUAAACACUAAUGGCGUCAUCUUCGUGGUGGACAGCAACGACCCUCACAGGCUCAAAGAGGCCGCGGAAGAACUGCACGGGAUCCUGGAAGACGAGUACCUGAGGACGGUGCCGUUGCUGGUGUUGGCCAAUAAGCAGGACCUCCCUCAAGCCAUGACGGCCAGCGAGGUCGCCGAGGGGCUGCGCCUGUCGGGGGUCGCGCAACCGUAUUAUGUCCAGGCGUCCUGCGCAGUGAACGGGUCGGGUCUGGUCGAGGGUCUGGAUUGGCUCUCCAGGCAGAUCCAGAAGCAGUUUUAGCCGACUUCUUCCUGCCGGGUCCUCACCUCAGCGGAAGGGUUCUGGUUCAAGAGUGAAUCAAAUCUGUUUUAUUACAUUCAUAACAAAUGUUUGGUGGAGAUUAUUAUAUUGUACAUAUUUGUUCACAAUAAAAUAGCUACGG
Molecule: messenger RNA, 878 nt
Organism: Syngnathoides biaculeatus (alligator pipefish)
Lineage: Eukaryota; Metazoa; Chordata; Actinopteri; Syngnathiformes; Syngnathidae
Exons: 6
Coding region: 194-736 (180 amino acids)
Biological process (GO): vesicle-mediated transport; intracellular protein transport
Cellular component (GO): cytoplasm; plasma membrane
Molecular function (GO): GTPase activity; GTP binding
Source: RefSeq, a predicted model, not a curated record